This is a messenger RNA of Poeciliopsis prolifica (blackstripe livebearer), 2649 nucleotides long. RefSeq lists its product as uncharacterized. The transcript is spliced from 3 exons. Lineage: Eukaryota; Metazoa; Chordata; Actinopteri; Cyprinodontiformes; Poeciliidae. The record is from RefSeq and is a predicted model, not a curated record. Bases 59 to 1525 code for a protein of 488 amino acids.
UUUUCUGUUGUUUAACAACACGCGCGGAUAGAUAAAGGACAAGUCUUUGGGAGACGAAAUGGCUUGUUGUGUCGCUGUCGGUUGCUCUAACCGAUCAGACAGAAAAGACUUGUCAUUUUACCGCUUUCCUAAAGACCCAGAGAGGAGGACUUUGUGGGUGCAAGCAGUGUGCCGCCGAAACUGGAAUCCCACCGACUACUCCAGAAUAUGCAGUAAACAUUUCAUCUCGGGACAAAAAAGCAACAACCCUCUGUCUCCGGAUUAUGUACCCUCUCUUUUUGCGCAUACCCCAACCACUGAAAGGAGAGCCAAGAAAAGAGAAGCAGGGGACAGCGAGGAACCUGCGAAGAAGAGUCGCACCAAAUCUAAUCAGACUGAAAUAAUAAGUGCUGCAACUGCACUGCUGGAUCUCUCUGGGACUGGACCAAACAGUGGGACAGCGGAUGGCAAUGAUCAGGGGGAAGACAUUGACCUGUACGAAGAAGAGGUUUGUCAAGAAGAAGAAACUGGUGUGGAUGCUCAGACUGACCUGAGCGGUGCAGAUAUCGACACUUUGUCAUCCGCAGUUCAAAAGUUGACUUCAGAAAAACAACUGCUGACCGAUCAGCUAAAGAUCAUGGACCUCUCCGAGGAAUCGUUUAAAGAUAAUGAUGAAAAAACAAAGGUUUACACAGGUUUACCGACAUUCGUCUCAUUAAUGACUGUCAUGGAUUUGAUCAUGCCUUGUUUACGGAAACCAAACUCGGCCUUAUCACCAUUUCACAAAUGCUUAUUGACAUUAAUGAAGCUGCGACUUAAUGUCAGUAUGCUAUAUCUAUCAUAUGUUUUCAGAGUUCACUACAGCACAGUUGCAAAAACAUUUUCUGACGUGAUCACCUUUUUAAAUAUCAAAUUAGUUCCUUCUACUGUAUUUUGGCCAGAAAGAGAUCAGGUAAGAAGUACAAUGCCCCAACUUUUUAAAGCUACGUAUCCUGAUUGUGUUUCGAUACUGGACUGUUUUGAGGUAUUAACUGAAGGACCUUCAUACAUGGAAACCAAAACUAUAAACAGUUCACAUUAUAAAAGUCACAAUACAAUGAAGUAUUUAAUUUCAGUAACCCCGCAAGGUUUUAUUAAUUUUAUAUCCAAAGGAUGGGCUGGCCGUACGUCUGAUCGGCUGGUAACGGAGAGCUGUGGGUACCUGAACAAUCUUGCUCCAGGAGAUUCUGUUCUUGCAAACAAAGGGUUUAAUAUUGAAGACAUUGUUGCGCUACGUGGCGCAAAGAUGAUAGUUCCUGUCAUCACAAAAGGUGUCAAACAGCUGCCGCACGGGGAAAUCACAGAAGGUAAAAAACUUUUAUCAGUUAGAAUAAAUAUGGACCGAGCUCUAGGCAACCUAAAGCAAAAAUACCCAAUUUUACAGAGCACCUUUCCUAUCAAGUUCUUACUCACGGAUCAAGCAGUAAGGAUGUCAACGCUUGAUAAAAUUAUGAGAGUCACUUGUGGUCUCUGCAAUAUAUGUGACUCUGUGAUACCAUGUAAUUAGAUUAACCCCAGAAACUCCUCCACUUAGAAGAUUUUCCGAGCUGGAACUUGGCAAAGAAUACUUUAUGCCUUUGGUAUGCCGCAGCUCAAUGAUCCCUGCAUCACAGUGAUGUGAGCAUACCUGUCAGGUUUUGGGCUUGAGGAAGCAGGAAAUGUCGCUGUUAAGGAGACGAACGUAAGAGCGUAUUAUUAUUUAUGGAAAAAUAAUGAUAGCCAAAACGGGAGACUUGACAGGUGUGGAUGUGAACAUAUUCAUACACCUUGAAUUUUUUCACAUUUGAAUCAAGCUGGAACCACAAAUAUAGAUUUAUGUCACAGUUUUUUUUGUUGUUUGUUUCUUUCCUUUGUACUGAGGCGACAAUGGAUCAGAAGGUAGGAGUUUGGUUGCAACCGAUGGGAUGCAGGUUCAAAUCCCUGCUCCAUUUGUCACGGCUGUUUUCUGUAGCUACAACGUAGCUCACCACCAUCAGUGAGUGACUGGAUGUUGUGUAAGGCGUUUUGUGGUCUUCUGGAUUAGAUAAAGUCCAUGCGUCAUUUACCAUUCAGUCUUUGGAGCUUGUACUGUGCUCAGGUCGCAGCCAAUGGAGAUGGGAUAUCCUAAGCAGCUGGUUGUUGUGGAAACAGAUCUCCUGUUUAUGCUGCUCUUCACAUCAAGGAAUAAUAACAUCAUAAUUUGUCUCCCUUGUUUUCUGCUUUACUCUCUUUCUCACCAUUCCAGGUUUAUUUAGGUCUAUUCCUGAUUGAGGCUUAUAUUUGAAAAACCUGUGCCUGUUUUAUCCUGCACCAUGUUCUCAACAGAGCACAGUUCCAACUGUUUUUCUUUUCAGGGUUGCUUACAGUAAAUGCCUCAUUCUGCUUGAAAGCAAACAUAGUCGCUGUUUUGAUCAACUGGAUCAUCGAUAUUUGCUAAACUUGGACUUAGGAAUCGGAGUUAGCUGUAUUGGCCAAGAUUGUUAAAUUUCACUGAGGCCUGAACAAUUUAGUGAUAUAAAACAUUAUGUCUGUUCACUUGAAAUUAUUUUACUUUCUUUGACUUUAUCAAUGUAGGAUUGGAGCUUGGGUACUGCAUUAAAAAUGUUGAAUUUUCCCAUUUUUUUCAUGUAUGUGAAUAAACUGUAUUUUUAA